UCAGAUUUGUUUCUCUCUCUCUCUCCACUGCUGCUUUUGUAUGAAUUGCAACCAAGCCGAGGCAGUUACUGUCUAUUUGAAUACUGGAGAUACAAGAGGAUGUGGCUGAUUUGCUUCUGUUGUAUUUUGUGCGCAGUUAUGCAGGGUUCCCUAUCAGAGGAAGGGAAGGAAGAUAUCCACCCUUACCAACGAGCCUUUGAUCCCUGUGUGACUCACGGCGUUCUGGACCAGGACUGGAGAAGCGUGAACAAUACAAAAGGCACGGAUAAAAAUGGGAAAAUACAUUGUGAUAAAGCAGGAGAGACUGACAUUAACUUCCCCGGGUGGUUCAGAUUCAAAGGCAAUGCUGGGAAUAGAAUGUUAGACAAGUGCCCAAAGCACGACACAUGCGGAACUCGUCAGCCCAUGUGGUUGAACGGUAAACACCCAGCAAAAGUAGUUGGCAUGUUCAGUAGAAAGACAUGCGGCGAGGAAAAACAACGUGCCUCACGCGUCAACUGA
Lingula anatina is the source of this 501-nucleotide messenger RNA. RefSeq names its product oncoprotein-induced transcript 3 protein-like. The record is from RefSeq and is a predicted model, not a curated record. NCBI's taxonomy places the organism in Eukaryota, Metazoa, Brachiopoda, Lingulata, Lingulida, Lingulidae.